Messenger RNA from Nylanderia fulva, 1742 nucleotides. Its product is annotated as T-cell activation inhibitor, mitochondrial. Lineage: Eukaryota; Metazoa; Arthropoda; Insecta; Hymenoptera; Formicidae. The record is from RefSeq and is a predicted model, not a curated record. Gene Ontology annotation, cellular component: mitochondrion.
AUCCAGGCGCAUCAUCGCAGUCGAGCGCAAGUACGUGUCGCUGCGCGUGUGUCAUGAUGUAUUUUUCACGGCGCAUUUUGACGGUCAACUGAUGAUCAUCGGGAGGCGUCGCGAGGCGUGUUGUGCCUGACAUUUUGUUGUCCCUCGGGAAUUGAUAACGCAAAGAAGACGAAAAAGAGAGAAACCUGAAGAGGAAGAUCCGUGACAUGAGAGAAUCGCGAUAGCAACAGCCGCAACGGCGCGAAAAUGUACUGUACAACGCUCGGGAGAUGCUUUUGCAGGAGGGAUGCGGUGAGGGCCCUGAGCACCGGCGAAGUCUCCACCGCGUUAAGGCCGUUUUACUUCACUGUUCAUCCUGAUCUGUUCGGACAAUAUCCCACGCAGAGGACAGUGAACGAGAACUCUCUGAAGCAAUUGAGUUCAAUCUUAGAAACUCUACAACAGAAGCAACCUAUACGACCGACCACUUUACCUUUUUAUUUACGUUCUAAAGAUGAGAAAGAAGUGAAAGCUGGUAAAUUUACACUUGUAAAAAUACAAUUGAAAGAGAAAGAUAUUAGACAAACGAUACUAUCUAUUUUAAAAACAUGCGAUCUACCUACAACAUUUGUCGACAAAAUCGAGGAACAAAAACCUCCUAUCACAAAGUACAAAUCCAAAUUUUGGCAACGUCCUUAUUAUGGAGAAAGGGUAGAUUUUUCAGAAUUGGAAGAUGAUCCUAUUUAUGCAUCAAUAAUCAUGAAACGAAAAAUUAAUGUAGAACCAGAUACAUUAAAGGCUUAUUUGGACAAACACAUCAAUGAGGUACACAUUAAGUUGGAGGCAUGUAGACCUGUGAGGGAGGAAGUAGAGAAAUUAGAGAAAAUAUUGUGUAGCGAUUUGGGUUUAAAGGACAUUGUAUGGGACUGCGGUUGGAAUAUCACUCAUUAUCGUGGUUGUUUAUUAGCUUUUCAAGCUUUAGCCAAACACCAUCCAGAAUCGAUGGAGGUGUUAAAAAACCGAACUCUCGUAUUUGCAAAUGAUACUGGUAUUAGCUUGGAAGGCAAUGUUAUGCUCAACUCUGGAGAAGUCAGACACAAUUGGCUUGAUUUAAUAAAGAACGUGAGAAAACAUGACGCUGUAUUAUUGAAAUUGCCGGCAUUUGAGAAAGCAGUGUCCCAAGUGCUCCUCGAUAUUAAAAUCGGUCGACGGGUCCUCUAUAUGUGCAGGAAAUUCAUGCCUAAAGUAAUGGUCGGCCAGUAUGAACGACAACUACGACAACUCACGACUACGCUCUCGGACUACCGUGGCAAGAGAAAGUACCCGAGUUCUUGGCCGGCCAGUCUAUCGGCUUAUGAAAUUGUUAUAGAAGCUGAAGCAGGUCCAUUGAUGCUAUCCCCGACUGGACAAUUCAUCGUGCCAUCAUCUUGUCCAAGUUUUCUCUUGGUGAAUUUCAUUUCCGAGAAUUUAGAGGAAGCUACAAAAAGAUUACAUCAUUAUAAUAACAUAAAGCAUGUAGAGCGAGAACUUCACCGUAAAACCAUCAAGGAAUUAGGUUUAACUGCGCUGAACAAAGAUGAUAGCAUCACACCAGACCUGAUGAUACAGUGUUGCGAGCGACUACUUUUACACAAAAAAAGUUUAACAUCUCUUGAAGGCGUUUUGCUUUGGGUUACUCAUUAUUACUCUGUUAUGAGUGACGGUGUUCUUUGCGUGCCAUGGGACUGGAAGUUGUAAAAAAAUAUUAACAAUCAUUAUUAAAA